Molecule: messenger RNA, 4739 nt
Organism: Drosophila innubila
Lineage: Eukaryota; Metazoa; Arthropoda; Insecta; Diptera; Drosophilidae
Product: chromosomal serine/threonine-protein kinase JIL-1
Exons: 10
Coding region: 776-4408 (1210 amino acids)
Biological process (GO): regulation of DNA-templated transcription; protein phosphorylation
Molecular function (GO): ATP binding; protein serine/threonine kinase activity
Source: RefSeq, a predicted model, not a curated record
GAUUGCAGUGUGUAUCAAGUCAUUUUAUAAAUAACUUCAAUGUGUUCGGUCGCGCCGUCGGGCGAAUAUUGAAAUUACCAAAGACUCAAGUGAAUUAAUAAGUAAAUAUAACAAAUUUGUUUAUGGUCAAAUACAGUCGCAACGGAUUGAGAAAAAUGCGGGCAUGCAAAUACAUUUUUAAUAACUAUAAACGUGUGCUAUACUGUUGUCGAUGCAACAGCAAAUAAGUGGGAAAGAAUGAGAGCGCAAAGCAGAUGGCAAAGAGCGUCGCGCCGCAUUGGUGUUGGUUUAUACAUGUGUGUGUGUGUGUAUAUGAAGUAGAAAGCGGCGAAUCUGCAAGUCAAAACAAAACAAACGUGAAACGUAGCCGAAAAACGCCUGCGUGUGACAGUGUGUGUGUGUGUGAGUGUGUGCGAGCGUAAUAAGAAAAAGGCACACAGCAAAAAGCAAAAAAUAAAAAAAUAGUGCAUACGAAGAGCAAGCGCAAAACGCAACUGAUGAAAUUCGUGAUAUUCACAAUUUUAUAUUAACAAAUGGUUAAAUAAUAUUUAAGCCAGGGCUUUAAAACGAAAAACUGAAAAUAAAAAAAAUAACGCCUGCCAACCAAAAAAGGGGUAUUAUUUAAACAACGUAUGCAAAAACAAUAAUUGUGUUAAAUUGUUAUUGCCGACACAUUUGCGCCUUUUGUUGCCUUGAGCUACAAUUUACUACGUAAGGCAUAUAAUACGUAGUAUCUUAUUCCGUCACGCAACGCUAAACAAAUUGGAAAUCAAAGAUGAGUCGUCUGCAAAAACAACAACAACAAAUUGUUAGCAGCGGCAGCAACAACAACGCGAAGAGCAGACGCAAAAAAGAGGAUAAUGAAAUGGUGAAACAUAUGAAUGGACAUGCGACGAAUGGAAGUGGAAGUGGAAACGGCAAGUCAACGAAACGACGUCGACAGAGCGACGAAGAACAACAACAACACUUGACCAAUGGAAUCAGCAGCAAUAAAAAUGUCAAACUGACAACUUCCAGUUCCAGUCACAACAACAACAGCAAAACGGUUAACUACAAUAACAACAACAACAGCAGCAGCAAUAAGAAAAACAAUGCAAAUGGACGUCAAUACAACAAUAAUAAUAAUACAAACAAUAACAACAACAAGAAGAAGCAGCAGACAACAACACAAACAACCACAACAACAACAACAAAUAUGGCCUACAGUUACCGUAAUAACAUAUCCACCAUACCCACACCACCCUCCCCUGCCUCUCCAGACAUCGUUUGCAUUUCGGAUGCGGAAAGUGAGGAAAACGAAUGCGUCGAAUAUUAUGAAGAUGAUCAAGAAACGGAGGAGGAUAGCGAUUUGGAAAUCAGUGAAGCAACAACAACAACUGCCAACACUAGCAAUGCUAGGCAAGCCAACAACAACAACGCUGCUGCGGCAGCGGCUGCAGCAGCGGCGGCGGCAGCAGCAGCAGCUGCGACUGCGACGCCACCCACAACAUACACGAUGCCCACGAGCAACAGCACACCGUUAGAUCUGGACAACGAGGCGCAUCAAAGGGAUCUGGAACACGUGACUGAUCUGCGUUCCUAUGUCAAAUUGUACAGCGAUGAGCGUGUCUGCUUAAAUGAUUUCAAAAUCAUUCGCGUGCUUGGCACGGGCGCAUAUGGACGCGUUUUUCUGGUGCGCAAACUGACCAGACACGAUGCAGGCAGAUUAUAUGCGAUGAAAGUGCUCAACAAGAUAACGGUAGUGCAGAAGCGGAAAACGGCUGAGCAUACAAAAACCGAACGUGUGGUAUUGGAGGCGGUUCAGCGCAGUCCGUUUCUGGUCGGUUUGCAUUACGCAUUUCAGUCAUCUUCAAAGCUGUAUUUAGUGUUGGACUUUGCCAAUGGCGGCGAGUUGUUCACUCAUCUCUAUCAUGCGGAGCAUUUCGAGGAGUCCCGAGUGCGGGUUUAUAUAGCCGAAGUGGUGUUGGCGCUGGAGCAGCUGCAUCAACUCGGCAUUAUCUAUCGCGACAUUAAGCUGGAGAACAUUCUGCUCGAUGGCGAUGGUCACAUUGUGCUGUCCGACUUUGGACUCUCCAAGAUUCUCUCCGCUGAGAAUGAGUAUCGUGCACACAGCUUUUGUGGCACCUUGGAGUACAUGGCGCCGGAAAUUAUACGGACGGGACCUCCAGGUCAUGAUAGUGCCGUUGAUUGGUGGUCAGUGGGUGUGUUGACCUUUGAACUGCUGACGGGCGCCUCGCCAUUUGCCACCUCAGACGGACAGAGUCAGCAAUCGGAGAUCUCAAGACGCAUCCAAAAGGAACAACCAUUGAUACCAUCGUCAUUCAGUACAAAUGCCCGCGACUUUGUGCUCAAGAUGCUGGAGAAGAAUCCGAAGCGUCGUUUGGGCGGCAAUCAUCGUGAUGCCAGCGAGAUUAAGGAUCAUCCCUUCUUCAACGGCAUCAACUGGCAGGAGUUGCGGGACAAGCGUCGCAAGGCGCCCUAUAAACCCACCUUGAAUGCCGAGGAUGAUGUGCAAAACUUUAGCAAUGAAUUCACCGAUCAACUGCCCGAGGAUCCUGAAUGUGAUGCGCCUCCCUCACGCAUCCGACUCUUUAGGGGCUACACCUAUGUGGCACCCGAGCACCUGGAGCAGAUGCGUCGCGACAAUCUCUGCCAGAUUGAGUACUGCAAUCCGGAUCUGCAGAAUAUACCCACACGACCUGAUGAUCUUCAGCUGGGAACGAGCACGGUGAAAGGCGCCUAUGGCACCUGUUAUUUUGUGGUGGAUGUUACCAUGGAGAUUGUUUUUCUGGCCAAGGUGAUACCACUGUCCAAGUUCCGUGCCUCCGAGGUGGAUGCACUUACAUCCUGUGCUUUGGACCGACAAAGUCAUCAUAGCAUUGUCAACUAUCACGGCACAUUCCGGGAGAAGUGCGAGGUGUGGAUCAUCAUGGAGUAUCUGUGCGGCGAGGAGCUGUGUACCUUCCUGCAAAGCAAUAAGCUCGACGAGCAAAUCUGCCGCGAGAUCUUCUAUCAACUGGUGCAGGCAGUGCGACAUGUGCACUCCAAAAACUUCAUUCACGGCGAUCUGAAGCCCGAGAACAUCAUGUUUGUCAAACGCAAUUGCAUGGACGUUAAACUGGUCGACUUUGGCAAUGCCUGUUACAACAGUCGCUUUGUGAGCUGGAAGGAUAAACCACGUUAUACGCUGGAUUAUGCGCCGCCAGAGCUGCUCAAAGAUCCCAAUGUGGUCACUUAUUCACCGGCUGUGGAUGUCUAUGGACUGGGAGCAACGCUGUACUCAAUGCUGGUGGGUCACGCCCCCUAUCGCCUCUACCAGGGUGACUCGGAUCAUGGACCCGAGGUGCAUCACAAGCUGCGCAAGCGCAUGGAGAAGGAGAGCUUCAAUCAGACCUCAAAACGUUGGCUCACGGCGAGUCCACAGUUCAAGCAAUUGGUUAGCUGGUGUUUGCAGAGGGAUCCGGCCAAGAGGCCGCAAUUGAGUCAAAUACUGGACAGCGAUUGGCUGCUACAGCCAAGUUCAGAUGGCGAUCCUGAUGUGGAUAUUGUGCCGCUGCCAGCACAAAUUGUGGUGGAUUUGAGUGAGGAUACAAUGGAGCAGCCAGCAGUUGUUGUUUCAACGCCAGUUGUCAAGGAGCAGCCGGAAGAGCAGCAGCUGCCUGAGGAGGAGUUUCACAUCCAAGAGUUCUUUGACUCGGACUUUGAGGCCACCAGCGAUUUUCUGGGCUUUGAUGAGAAUGCGCCGCCUUUGCGUUUACCCGACGAAUACUAUGCGGAAUUGCCGUUGCCGCCAGCUGUGCCAGAUGCCACAGAGAUGCCGCCACCAGCGUUGGCGCCUCCCCCAGCAGUUGCUGCUCCUGCUGCUCCUUUAGUUUCUGCCGUUGAUGAAGUGCAGCUGAAACGUCCGCGAACGCGACAACAACGUCGCACCGAGUUAAGUCAGACGCCUUAUGAACCGGAGGACUCCAAGGCCGCUUUAUAUGCAUUGAUGCAACAGCUGGCGCCACCUGUUGAGGUGGAGUUUAAGCUGCCGCUGCCUUUGGCCAGGCCAAGACCAAGACGUUUGCCAGCUGCUGUGCCGGAAUCGGAUGAACUAUGCUAUGGUUUCUCAAAAGUCCAAACAACAUGGCGUAAAUCUCGUGCCAGUUGGCGUCAUUUCUGUCUGCUAUUGAAUGGACUGCAGCAGGUGCUCAAGAAUCGUUUCAAGAAGCAGCGACGUGUCUAUUAUCCAGGACCCAGCAUUAAGGCCGAGCGUCUGGAUGAGCAAUAUGAGAAGGCAUUGAUAUUCCCACGGCCAAGACCGCCAGCACAGCGCAAGGCGAAAAGACCGCCCAAAGUGCCACGCCCACCAACGCGUGUGCAACCGGAGAGGGCGCGGGCACUGCGGCAAAGAAAUGUAUAUGAAUGACAGCUGAUUGAAGAGAGGCAGCCAAAUGAAGAGCAGCAGGAGCAGGAGCAGCUGCAGCUGGAGCAGUUGCAAGAGAAGCAGCAGCUAAAGGAGCUGCAAUGGCAGCAGCUGCGCAGCUGACGACAGACGCAGGAAAUGACGCAUAGAAGACGUUCAAGACGUGGCUGGCAAUUGGCCAGCAUCUAGUAAAUAAAUACAUAUAAAUAUAUAUAUAUAUAUAUUUGUAUAUAUAUAGCAUAAAAAGAUGUUGUUGAAAGUGGGCCUAACAAGCAAGGAUCAUGGAGCAGCACCAAAGAUCCUGUCAAAUAGCGUUAAAAACUUAAAAAAAAAA